This is a messenger RNA of Vespa crabro (European hornet), 351 nucleotides long. RefSeq lists its product as uncharacterized. Bases 1 to 351 code for a protein of 116 amino acids. The transcript has a single exon. Lineage: Eukaryota; Metazoa; Arthropoda; Insecta; Hymenoptera; Vespidae. The record is from RefSeq and is a predicted model, not a curated record.
AUGCGUGCCGCCGAAACAGUGAUGGUGUACGGCGCAGAAAUAUGGGCCGAGGCGCUGCGAAAGGAGAAAUAUCGCAAGCGCAUAGCCGCGGUACAGAGAAGGGGCGCUCUCCGAAUUGCGUGCUCCUACAGCACGGUCUCUGAGCCCGCGGUUCUAGUGGUCGCGGGGGUAAUUCCCAUAGAUUUACUAGCCCAGGAGAGACAAUUAAUCCACCAGCAGAGGUCCGUUUUGGGUAAGGAGGAGGCAUCAAGACACACCAGGUCUACCAGCAUCGAGACCUGGCAAAGCAGAUGGGAGCAGGAAACUAGGGGAAGAUGGACUGCCCGACUCAUCAGUCGACUAGAGUACUGA